This is a messenger RNA of Pedinophyceae sp. YPF-701, 1122 nucleotides long. NCBI's taxonomy places the organism in Eukaryota, Viridiplantae, Chlorophyta, Pedinophyceae. The record is from the annotation of a GenBank genome assembly.
AUGCAGCGGGAGACCCUUUCGUUUGAGCUCGUGUGCGCGGGAGCGCUGCGCAUUGUCGCGAUGCGGGCGCCAAUACGAGGGCGGCGCGAGUGGCCCACAGUCUCCUCGACCCACGCCGGGCUUUUUGCGGCCGAGCACGCUCCGACGAAUUCACGCCACUUUUUCGGCCGAACCCAACCCACUCGUCCCGCAUCCCAGCCGCAGUGCGGCCGCGGGACCUCCACGGCCCCUCGCGCACCGUGUCUCCUGGCAAGGUCUAGGCUCACCGCCGCGCGGCUCGCGCCCCACACUGAGCCCGCCCGCGCCCGCCGCGGCCCCUCUGCAGGUCGAGCAACAAUCCGCGCCACGCACGGCGGCCCGCACGGACACACGCGCUGCCGGACCGACACCAUGGUCUGCAGCGAACACCACUCGCAUUCCACGCGGCCGAGCAACGGCGCGUGCCACGGCCUGGUGCGCUGCCGCCAGUUCUUCCAGCAGUGCGAGAGCUGCCCGCCCGGAUCGUGCGCCAAGGCCCAGGACCUCCUCCUGAAGUACUACUGCCUGGACUGCCGCGUGCCCCUGUGCUGCGGGUGCCGCAGCCAGCACGCGACGCACGACGUGCUCCAGGUGCGGCGCUCGUCCUACCGCGAGGUGAUCAAGGCCAAGGAGCUGGCCCGCGUGACGGACACGUCGGGCAUCCAGACGUACGUGAUCAACAGCAACAAGGUCAUCUUCAUCCACUUCCGCCACCAGGCCCACCCGCCCAAGGGCCUCAAGCCGCCCGCCAACUGCGUCAACUGCUCGCGGCAGCUCCUGGACGCCCAGGCCCAGUUUUGCUCCCUGCAGUGCUGCAUGGACGCCCGCAGCGACGGCGACGAGAAGCCGCGCGGGACGCUCCCGGGCAGCCCCGUGUCGGACAACGAGCGCGGGCACUCGAGCAUGAACGAGACGUGCACCGUGUCCGAGGAGGUGUCGCGGGACGUCUCGUACGCCGCGCUCCCCAUCGACGGAGCCGCGCACCUCGAGACGAAGUUCGAGGCGCUCCCCACCCCCAAGCGGCGCUCGCGCGCCGACAAGUACUCGGCGUCCCCCUCGCCCAAGCGCCGCAAGGCCUCGGCGCCCAUGCGCGCCAUCAUCUAG